GGCAGCAUGGCGGCGGCGGCGGGAAGCGAGGAGCCGAGCGGGGCCGGGAGCCCGGGCACCGGGGCCAAGGCCAUCGACACGAAGAGCCUCCUCAAGCAGAACCGCGAGUUCCUGGAUUUCUUCUGGGACAUCGCCAAGCCCGAGCAGGCCGUGCGGCUGCGGGCCGUGGAGGGGCUGCUCGCCUACCUCAGGAACCCGGGAAAGGAUGACGAGCUAAAAUACGCUCUCAAUCGGCUGAUCGAGGGGCUGGCAGCAACCCGAGAAAUUGCCCGACCUGGCUUCAGCCUGGCACUGGCACAGCUUCUCCAGUUCUUCGAGGAGAUCCCCCUGCAGACUGUGCUGGAGCAGAUUAAAGACAAACACAAUGUGCAGAAAGUCAAGAAGAAACUCAUCAGAAAUGCCGCGUUUGGAAAUCUCUUUGGCGUCUUGGCCCUUUCCCAGUCUGGGCGGCUUCCGAAGGAGCCGAAGGUUCUCCUGCAGUGUGUGCAGUUGUUGCAAAGCCUCGCUCAGUUUAAAGAUCACCUGCGGGAUCUCCCCAGGCAAACAAUAUUGGACAUUCUGUCUGAGACCCCAGAAGCUGUGUUCAAGAAUAUCCUGUUUGAGGCAUUGCAGUCUGACCUGUCAUCUGCGUUUAACACACCGGAGCAGCUUCACCUGCUGCUGGUUGCCAUUCAGCGCUUCCCCCAGGCUCUGAAGCCCACAAAACUGAAGGCUUUGCUUGGAUCCACUACCAUUGUGACAAGAGAAAACAUUCCCAAAUUGACGGAGAUGUUGAAAAUAGCUGCAAAGUCCAUGAAGAAGGCUAACGCACUGCCCGAGCUCGGGGCAGACUUGCUUCGCGUCGCCUUGAAAGAGGACGCUUUUGAGCUGUUCUGGAAGGACGUGGUGGAAACCCGGUUACUCCAGGACCAUUCUGGGCUGAACAGCUACUUGUGUUUCCGGUUGCUUGGCCACGCACUACCUUUGCUGACUCUCCCCCAACUCCAGCUCGUUCUCACGGGGCCUGUGAUGCAACACUAUGGGGAGCACGUGCUCAUAGCUCAGCUUCCAGGCCGGUUCAAGUUCGCCUCAGAGAUGGAGAGGAACUUGGACUCCUUCUUUGACAGUGUGACGGACUCUGAGAAGCAGCUUGCUGUGCUGACUGGCUUCUCGUGCCUCACCAACCAGGGCUACCCCGUCAUCUCAAGCUACUGGAAGGUGAUCCCUCGCCUGCAGCCCUCGGCUCUGUCACGUUACGUGGACUGGUUAAAAAACAUGUUCACCAGCCCUGACCUCGAUACUUGCUUAGACUUCAGCACCAAGCGGCAGAAGCUGAACCCAGAGGCCAAAGACCCAGUGCAGCAUUCGGUGCUGAGGCUGCGCAAGUGGAUUGUCGCCCGGCUGACGUCCAUUGUGGAGAAGGAAAGAAAGAAAGAGGAAGAUCUGGUCAUGGACAUCGCUAGGUUUAUUUUUUUCCAUGCUUUCUGCGAGACAAAACAAUCCACACCCGACAUCCCCGAGACCGAGGCUUCGCUCUCUGUCCCCCUGGACACGGCCACACGGGACCUGGUCGCAACUUCCUUCUUCGGGCUCCUGCACUGUCUGAACUGCCUGCCGCGGCUGGGUGACACCGGGGUGCCGGGCAGUGUGAAGGAGAAGCACAUUCAGGGCAUGACCGCGGAUGGCAACCUGUGGAUCUACUGCGUGGUGCGCUACGUCAAUGCACUGCUUUUCCAGAAGAAGUGCGUCCAAUUCGUGCAGCCCUUCACAAAGACGGAGAGAGCAGCCUGGGACAGAAUGCUGCAGGCAGUGGAGGAUCUGCAGACAAAAGCCACAAAGGCCACCAGCCUGAAGACAUCGGCCUUUCAGCUGCUCUUCCUGCUCGUCGGGAUUCAUCUGUUCAAGAACAGCGAGGAUUGCCUGGAGCUGAUGGGAGACCUGCACAAUUGUCUGGGCAAAGCUCUGGAGAACAAGAAGAAGCAAACCAAGGUGGCCACAGACGAGGAGGAGCCCGAUUGGGUGGAGAUGGUGAUCGAGAUCUUGCUGUCCCUCCUGUCCCAGCAGAGCCGCUUGAUGCGGCAUGUGUCAAAGAUGGUGUUUGCUCGUAUCUGCCCCCACCUCACCAAGCGAGGCCUGCAGCUGAUCCUGGCCGUCCUCACUGAAGAUGAAGACGAUGAGGAGAGUGCCGUGGUGGUGACCGACGACAGUGAGGAUAAGAAGAGAAAGCAGUUGGCUGGGGACCAGAACGAGGAGUUGAUCGACGGAGAUGACUCGUCGUCUGAGGAGGAAGAGGAGGAUGCUGAUGCUGACGAAGAGGAGGAUGAGAGUGAAGACAAUGAUGAGGAGGAAGAUGUGGAUGAUGCCUUCCGCAUGGAGCUGAUGAAAGUUUUGCAGGGCGGAAAGACAGUGAGCGGCGACGGAGAGGAGAGCAGCGACGAUGACCUGGAUGACGAAGCAAUGAUGACCAUGGACAAGAACAUUGCCUCGCUCUUCGCAGAGCACCAGAAGCACGUCCAGGCCAAAAAAGACGCCAAGGAGAAGAUGAGGAAAGAACAGAUCCUCCGUAGAGAUUUUAAGAUAAAGGUGCUCGACCUCAUUGAGGUGUUGAUAACAAAACAGCCGGAAAAUCCACUAAUCUUUGACAUCAUGGAGCCCAUGUUGGCCAUUCUAGAAGGAACCAUGCGUUCCCACAAUGAUGAGCAGGAACAGACCUUCCUCCGUAAAACUGCUUUCAUCUUUAGAAACCAGCUGUGUAAAGCCAAGCGUUACUGUCACAGCGGGUGGGAGAUGAGGGAGGAUCUACACGAGUUGAUGGAGCGGCUGGUGACGAGAGCCUGCAAACAGGCCGACUCCUCCGUGGCACACUACCACUUCAGUGGGGCUCUUUACAUCUUCCGAGUGCUGAAAGGAAACGCCAUCGACCCCAUGGCGGCAGCUCAAAACAGCAAGAAGGAGGAAGGGGGUGCAGACCCCCAAAGUGGGCAGUUGGACGGUAUCGGGAGCCUGGAUCUGGCCCGAACGACCGUCAUCUUUAAGGAGGCGCUGACGGCGUUUAUGACUAGACGCAAGUGUUCUGUCACUGGCCCUAUGUUACUCGAUCUCAUCAGUCGCUUCCCUGUGAUGUGUUCCAGCCUGUUGAGGCCAACAAUUAAGUACAUCACUGAUGGAGUUCGACAGCAUCAGCAGGGUCAGGCCAGCUGCCUCGUGCUCAAAUCCCUCCUCACCCGGGAGCUGAGGCACUCCAUGACAGACAGCGAGUGGGAGGAGAUCAUCGGGCUGGCAAUCAAACAGGUUACCCAGUCUUUGAAGAAUGUGUCUGAAUUCAAGGUCAAAGUGGAUCAGGAGAAGGUUAUUGCAUGUCUGGAGCUGACCAGUUUCUUGAUCAAAAUCGUGAAACAGCAGAAACUGAAUGCCACGUUGACCGAGCUGGUGCCAGUAGUAGAGUCGCUGAAAGGACUGGAGGGGUUUGACAAGUCUUCACAGCUGGACGACACGUACUGGAACACAAUGAAACUCCUCGGGUUUGAGCGGCCCAAGAAGGAGCCAGCAGUCAGAGUGAAGAAGGAAACUCCGCAGUCAGCUGUGGGAACCAAGAAAAAGAAGAAGGGAUUUCUCCCAGAAACCAAGAAACGGAAAAACCGGAAUAAGCAGCAAGCUGCGUCCGAGGAGAACAGCAAAGAAACCCAGGAGAAAGGGCUGGAGCCGGGGGCUGGAGGGGCUGCGAAGCCCAGGAAAAAGAAGAUGAAAAGGAAGAAGAUGAAGAGCACAGGAGGAGGCGAUGCCGAGAGAGCAGCUCAGGAACCGGCGCCUAAAAAGGGAAGAGCGGAGGGGCCGCUGCAAGCCGUUCGGACUGACAGAGUGGUGGGCAACAAGCCCAAAGCCAAGCCAAAGAGAGCGCAGAACAUGGCCACGUGAGUCUGACUGACUGACUGAGCCACUGAGAGAAUCGGGUAGGGGUUAGGGGGGUGUAUAGAUAUAUAUAAUAUAUAUAUUUUUUCUUGGGGGUUUGCACCCCCUCCAAACAUGUCCUUACUGUUCCAAGACUGAGUUCCAGCCGUAUGUUGGAAGGUCGGAGUCGUCGGUAAGUGGUACCCUCCUGCUGCUCGAGCACCCCCUUCCUCUCUUUUGCUCCUUCUCCCCUCACCUCGCCCGCCUGGCAAUAAAAUCUUUUUAUUAAAU
This is a messenger RNA of Callorhinchus milii (elephant shark), 4158 nucleotides long. RefSeq names its product MYB binding protein (P160) 1a (gene mybbp1a). Lineage: Eukaryota; Metazoa; Chordata; Chondrichthyes; Chimaeriformes; Callorhinchidae. Gene Ontology annotation, biological process: regulation of DNA-templated transcription. Bases 7 to 3894 code for a protein of 1295 amino acids. Gene Ontology annotation, molecular function: RNA binding; sequence-specific DNA binding; transcription factor binding. The record is from RefSeq and is a predicted model, not a curated record. Gene Ontology annotation, cellular component: nucleolus. The transcript is spliced from 27 exons.